AUGUCUUACGAAUAUUCUCAAGAGCUUAUGAAUGAUUAUGAAAAAUUACUUGAAAUUGAUAAAGGAUAUGAUGUUAUUAUUUACGCUGGUGAAGAUGAAGUUGAAAUUCAUGCGCACUCACUUAUUUUAUGUAUUAGAUCUCAAUACUUUUAUGCAGCAUUCUCUAAUAAAUGGGCGAAUAAAAAAGAUGGAAAAUUUGUACUUAAUAAACCUAAUAUUUCCCCUCAAAUAUUAAAUAUUAUUUUAAGAUUUAUUUAUUGUGGUAAGAUCGAUUUGACGAAAUUACAAGGACAAGAAAUUCUAAACCUUUUGAUAGCAGUAGAUGAACUUAAUGUUCAAACAUUAAUUCAAUCUAUUCAAGAUUAUUUAAUUAAUUACCAAUAUGACUUUUUACAACAAAAUUCUAUAGAAAUUGUUUUAACUGCUUAUCAAUAUGAGAAUUUCACAGAUUUAUGGAAUUAUUGUCUUUAUAAAAUUUGUGAAAAACCAGAUGUAUUAUUUAAUUCUGAUAAAUUUAUCAAUUUAAAAGUACCUUUAUUAGAAUCACUUUUAGAACGGGAUUAUUUCUUUUCCGAUGAAGUUGUUAUUUGGGAUAACUUGAUUAAAUGGAGUUUUUCUCAACAUCCUUCUAUUCAAAAAGAUAUUAAGAAAUUGAAUAAAGAAGAAAUCAUGAUUAUGGAAAGAACUCUUCACAGAUUUAUUCCUUUGAUUAGAUUUUAUAAUAUAACUUCGGAAGAUUUUUUUUUUAAAGUAUAUCCUUUUAAAGCAUUAGUAUCUGAAGAUAUGAUUGAUAAUUUACUUGCAUUUCAUAUGAAUUCAAAUAAGAAAUUAGAUAUUGAUACACGACCUCUUAGAUAUCCAAAAUAUAAUUCAAUUAUCAUUAAUAGUAUUCAUUUUACUAUUUUAUCUAGUUGGAUUGAAAAGAAAAAUGAACCUCCUUAUAAUGAAUGUAAUAUUCCUUAUAAUUUUAAUUUACUUUAUCGUGCUAGUAGGGAUGGUAAUACAGCUGCAGCAUUUCAUACUAAAUGUGAUAAUAAAGGUGCUACUAUAGUUGUAGUAAAAGUUCAAAAUUCGGAACAAAUAUUGGGAGGUUAUAAUCCACUUCAAUGGGAUUCAAGUAAUAAAUGGAAGCAAACAAAAGAUAGUUUUUUAUUUUCAUUUAAAAAUAGAAAUGAUCUUAAUAGUGGAAAAGUGGGUCAUGUUAACGCAGAUUAUGAUUAUGCUUUAUAUUGUUGUCAAAAUUAUGGACCAGCAUUUGGCAGUGGUCAUGACUUAUUUCAAGAUAAUGAUGGUAACUGGAAAAGUUAUAAUUCAUGUUCUUAUCCUAAAAUUGAUAUGCCAAAAAGUUUUAAAAUUGGUGGAUUAAAUUAUGAUGUUUUUAAUGUAGAAGAUUAUGAGGUUUUUCAAGUUAUUUAA
Molecule: messenger RNA, 1416 nt
Organism: Rhizophagus irregularis DAOM 181602=DAOM 197198
Lineage: Eukaryota; Fungi; Glomeromycota; Glomeromycetes; Glomerales; Glomeraceae
Source: RefSeq, a predicted model, not a curated record